Amyelois transitella is the source of this 609-nucleotide messenger RNA. RefSeq names its product histone H2B. The coding region runs from base 60 to 434 and encodes 124 amino acids. Gene Ontology annotation, cellular component: nucleosome. Lineage: Eukaryota; Metazoa; Arthropoda; Insecta; Lepidoptera; Pyralidae. Gene Ontology annotation, molecular function: DNA binding; protein heterodimerization activity; structural constituent of chromatin. The transcript has a single exon. The record is from RefSeq and is a predicted model, not a curated record.
AUCUCGGUUUCUAGAUCUCGCGCUAGUGACGUUACGCACGCAUUUUAUAACAAAGAAAAAUGCCGCCCAAGACCAGUGGCAAGGCCGCCAAGAAAUCUGGCAAAGCCCAGAAGAACAUCUCCAAGACUGACAAAAAGAAGAAGAAGCACAAGAGGAAGGAGAGCUACGCCAUCUACAUUUACAAAGUGCUGAAGCAGGUGCACCCGGACACCGGUAUAUCCAGCAAGGCGAUGUCCAUCAUGAACUCGUUCGUGAACGACAUCUUCGAGCGAAUCGCCGCCGAGGCUUCCCGCCUGGCCCACUACAACAAGAGGUCAACGAUCACAUCGAGGGAGGUGCAGACUUCCGUGAGGCUUCUCCUGCCCGGUGAGCUCGCCAAGCACGCCGUCAGUGAAGGCACCAAGGCGGUCACCAAGUACACCAGCUCCAAGUAGAUGAUUUAUAUAUAGUGUGUGUGUGUGUUUGCUAACGUGUGUCCGUCGAAGUGUUUUGUUUUGUUUGCUCCUACACAUCACCUACCCCUUCACGGUUGGGUCAGGUAGUGGAUGGGAUCGGACGGGCGAAAUAUUUGAAUGGAUGCAGAAUGGCAGCACAGCAUAUACGCACGCA